Cutaneotrichosporon oleaginosum is the source of this 2610-nucleotide messenger RNA. RefSeq lists its product as uncharacterized. The record is from RefSeq and is a predicted model, not a curated record. Lineage: Eukaryota; Fungi; Basidiomycota; Tremellomycetes; Trichosporonales; Trichosporonaceae.
ACCUUCCCCACUCUCGAGCUCACACGCUAAACACUAGGCGAUCGGGCGAGACACUAGAACGCUACGGCGGCGACGGGCACCCGCACCACGACGACAGACCGGGCAGCGCUGGCGCAGCUCGGAGCUGUACACAUCCAGGCCUUAGCUGUCGGCUGGCACACGACAUUCUCUCCCAUCGCAAGGUAUCGGCAUCCCCUCCUCCUCUGUCUACCUCUUAUCUCCUCUUUCUCCCCCCUCCUCCUUGCCCGCCUCCCCCUCCGCCCCUCUCCGUUAGCAUGCAGCAUACGAUGCACUCCCGAGGCCACAGCCUCACGUCUGCGGAGCCACCACGCAAGAAGCCGCACCCCACCCGCCAACGCUCCAAUACCUUUACACGGAGCAGCAUCUCGACGCGGGCCUUUCACCUCUCCGACCCGCCAGACUUCAUGCCUGGGCGUGCGCCCCGCUACACCGACGCUCCGCGCCACUUUCUCCGGCGCCUCUUCCGCCGGCGCCUGGUCCUCCUCGCCCCGAUUUUGCUCAUCUCCCUCUGGUUUCUGCCAGUCCACCACUACCCGACCUUUACAUGGCGCCAACCAGAGCCGCAAUGCGGCUUCAUGUCAACAGUCGACGCAUUUGCGCGGGACCUUGCUCGGAUACGGAAGGAAAUCGGGAGCGUGCCGGUCGGUGCGGGGCAUCAUGCUCGCUCGAGGGGUCACACAUUCUCCGAGACGGGCCAUCUCAUGCUCUCGGACGACCCAAAUGCGCCACAUCCGAUUCCUACUCUCCUGACGCUGGGUGAGGAGCGCUGGGCAUCCCUUCUCGCCUCGCAGAGCCAGACACUCUCUGAGGCUGUGGCCGAGUACGAGCGGCGGUACGAGCGACUGCCGCCGAGGGGAUUUGACGAGUGGUGGGCGUUCGCGCAGGCGCACAAUGUUGUUCUCCCGGACGAGUACGAUGGCAUUCACCGCGACCUUGCGCCGUUCUGGGCGCUCCCCAAAGAGGAGCUCAGCAGAAGGUUAGCGGCUGACGAGGCCAUGGACGAGGUAUUCAUCCUCGAGCUGCGGAAUGGUACGGUGUACGUCGACAUCAAGGAAGGCGGCCUGGCAUGGGACGGCACGGAGGGGCGGGCAAACCAAACGGCUGAAAUGCUUGCCAGCAUCGCUGCACAUCUCCCCGACUUCCGAGCCACAUUCAGCAUCUUUGACCAGCCACAGAUUUACCUCAGCUGGGCGAGGCGCGAGUCGCUCGUCUCUCUCGGGCUGAGUGGAAAACACACAACGCACCUCGCAGAGGUUGACGAUGGCAACGUUCGCCUGACCCGCAGUUGUGCGCCGGACUCGGCGUUUCGGACAGAGCCAAACGCGACGUCAGGUCGCUCGCUCGUGCAUGAUAGCAUUGCCGCGAGCGACAUUUGUGCCAACCCUUACCUCGCCCCUCUCCACGGGCUCACGAUCGAGCCACACGAGCCAGACUCACAUCCUCGCCCACACACACAGCUCUUACCUCUCUUCUCGCUGGCCAAAACUAGCCUUAACAGCGACAUCCUCAUCACGCCACUCGAGCAGUUUGGACAUAUACGUCCGGAUAUUCCUUGGGCUGCUAAGCGUGACCCACGACUGUACUGGCGCGGCUCCGCAACUGGGAUUUCGAUGAUGCACCAAGGCGUCAAGUGGCGUGACUCUCACCGCUGGCGCCUACACCUCUUCGCCAACAACAUGACGGGGCAGCGCGAGAUUCUCGUCCCCCGUCUCAACGCGUCCACCGUUGGACUCGGCACCGAGACCAUGGACGCGGAGGAGUCGGCCCGGUGGUUCUUCAACAUGCGGCUAGCAGGAGGCCCAAUUCAAUGCGACGAGGACGACGGCACCUGCGACGAGAUGCAGGAGGAGAUUGAAUGGGCACCGUACGACCCCCCGAGCGCAACGCGUGACGCCAAAUUCCUUCUGGACAUUGACGGGAAUGGGUGGAGCGGGCGCUUCCGGCGCCUGAUGGGCAGCAACGCUGUCGUGAUUAAAACGGGCAUUUUUACUGAGUGGUUUGCGCCCCACCUCGUCCCCUGGUUCCACUACGUGCCCUCUAAACUGGAUUUCAGCGACCUCGAGACGAUCAUGGCCUUCUUCAGCGGCACGCCCGCCGAGCCUGGUCUCGCAUUUGACGAGACCGCGCGUGCUCUCGGACACAAUGGCAAGUGCUUUGUGCAGCGCAUGUUCCGGUACGCCGACAUGCAGGCGUACAUGCUUCGCCUGUUCCUCGAGUACGCGCGCGUUGUGGCGCCGGACGGCGUCGACAUGAACUACCACCAUGUCGAGGAGGGCGAUGGCGAUGGCGAUGGCGAUGGCGAUGGCGAGGGCGAGGGUGAGGGUGAGGAGAUCGGAAACGAGAACGGGGACGGAGGCAACAUGCCUCAUGGGGCUCGCGUGAUCGACACUCCCGGCGUUGAUGUCGGCAUGGAUGACGGGAUCGCGAGCCGAAAACGCCGCGGUGCCGUUACGCCGGAUAGUAUGGCACGGUGGGACGCGGAGACGGACGCGUCAUGAGGCAGAGUUCAGCAGGCACGGAUGAUUGCCAGAAUCUUGGAUCUGAUGGGAUUUGAUCUUGACCAUGUUGUAUGCAUUAUCUUGCUGCGAA